CUGGCAGAGCGGGUCUGUCUCACUGAGUUCUGCGUAAGAGAGAAGUAGCUGCAGUCCUGUGAAAAUGGAAAAGUUCAUGUGGUUAGUGGCACUCGUGAAUUCCUUCAUCUUCUGCAAUGCCAUCCUGGAACUGACUGGCACCCACGACACUAAAGGGACAUGGAAGAGUUCCAUCACCUUGCCAUGUGUCUAUGGGCCUUCCCAGGACUUUGUGCAGCAAACAGUCAUUUGGACCCUGGUCCGAGAUCAAAGCCCUGCUACCGUCUUUCGAAGGGAUAACUCUGGUGAUCACAUCAUGUUGUCACGGUACAGAGGUAGAGUCAGCGUCCCAAAAUACAGGCCAGGGGAUGUCUCUCUUGAAAUUGAGAAGCUUGAAAUGACGGACAGUGGACACUACACUUGCAAAGUCACCUGGAGAGCCCAGAACAAUAGCCUGCUAACAAAGGAGAGAACCACUAUAGUUAAGGUUGUUAAAGUUUCAGUGACUAAACCCAUCAUCAGAGCAGGCAAUCUGGGAUUCACUGUACCAAAAGGGGCUAGGACAAGCCUGACGUGCUCUGCCAAUGGGUCCCCACCCAUCACCUACCGUUGGUUUAAGGGAGAGCCAGGAGGAAACACAGUGCUUGUGAGCAAUCAUGCCGUACUCAUGUUUGAUUCUCUGCAAACGUCUGACACGGGGAAAUAUUACUGUGAAGCAGAAAACAAAGCAAGCUCGCAAGUCAAACAGCAGAGUGAUGCAGUGCAGCUGACUGUGAGGGACCUCACAAAACCAGCAGCCACAGUACCCAGCUCUGAGAACAAGGCGAACACCAUGGCCAAGCCUGUCUCAGAAAGAGGCCCCCGGAGGACCGGCCUGCCCUUCUAUCUCAUCAUCCUGAUGGUUGUGAUCUGUGUGGCUGUGGUUUUUGUUAUCGUCGCUGUCGUCUUGUGCAGGAGAAAGAUCAAGGAGGAUAAUCCAUAUGAAGUAACAUAUCAAAACACGAGGAAUGACAGGAGAAGACAGACUUGUUCAGGAAUAAAUGGCAAGUGCAAGUAUGAGGAGGGAAAACCCACAGUCGAAAACAACUUCAUGACACAGCCUGUGAAAGAGAAUGAAUAUGAGACAAUAAGCAUAAAGGAAAACAUUGAAUGCAAGAUCCUUGUGAACGCAAUGGAAUCUGAAUAUGAAGUGGGGGAUGUUCAGUAGGAACUAGCAUUUUCAUGCAAGCAGGAGUGCAGAAGAUAGAGCUGGAGUGCUUGAACGGUGACCCUUCACCAAGGGAAACCCUCCUUCCCGUCUGUCUUCUCCUCUUAUAAAUAUUCUAAACUCCUUCCUUUAUUUGUUCAAGGGGAACUGUGUCACCUUCUGCUUCUUCAGCAAAUUAAGCUCUGGCCUUUGUUGCAGAAACCCUCAGCAAAGCAGUUAUCUAACUGAUUUAUGCAGUGAUUAGUUUGUGAGCAUCCUGGGGGACGGGGGUCAGGACUAAAGGGGCUCCACAAAAGUCUUGAAGCUGCAGAUCAAGGUAAAUAGUGGAUUGUAACAUACCUAACAAAUGAUAAUUAAAACAAUAAAAAGAUCUAUAACGAUAAGUAUACAUUCCCUGGCUAGAAAGGUACUGAAUGCUUAGGGCCAGGCAACUUUAUUAAAAGGCAGAAAGUUCUCUGGCUUCCUCCACUACAAUUAAACCACUGAUUUUACAUCUUAUUUGCACUCAGGUCUUCUUCCCAAGAUUGGGUGGGGGGGUGGUAAAGGGACCAUAAGGUUGAUGUCCAGAGUGUGUCAGAUUGGAGGAAGGCAUCUUUCUUUCCUGCCUCUCUUCUGGAAAGUCAGAGUUGCUGUUGGGGAAAACACUACAGCUUGACUUUAGGGUGGGGGGAAUAGGAACACAAUAUAAUAGGAAUGUUGCAGAACUUUGUCAUCCUGAGUAAGAGCUUAGAGGGGAAAGAAAGGGGUAGUCUAGUGAUAUGAGCAAUGGUUUGGGAACCAGAAUCUCCUGCGUUUUAAUACAGACUCUGACACCGGCUCACUGUGUAGCCUUUGGCAUGUGUCUCAAUCUGUCUGCUUCACUUAUUUAUCUGUAUAAUGGAGAUAUUAAUAGUGACCUAUCUCACAGGGAUGUUGUGAGGCUUUCAUGUUUGUAAAGUGCCUUGAACAUAGCAAGUGCUUGAUAAGUGCUAUUUUAAUAUUCUCCCGUGGUAAUUGCAAAGGGGUCUCAAGGAGUCUAUUGAAUCUUGACUCUGACCACUUUGGUCUUUCAUCAUCCAAUGCAUGCUCAUUCUGUUUCCUGCAAUUUGUUCCCCUUGCUCUCUUGUCUGAUGUAACUCUGCAGAGAGAUUUGGGGUACAGCAUGCCCUACUCAAAAUAAAGUUAGAUGGUGUUUUCACA
Messenger RNA from Gopherus evgoodei (Goodes thornscrub tortoise), 2365 nucleotides. RefSeq names its product V-set and immunoglobulin domain-containing protein 4-like. Lineage: Eukaryota; Metazoa; Chordata; Testudines; Testudinidae. The coding region runs from base 65 to 1186 and encodes 373 amino acids. The record is from RefSeq and is a predicted model, not a curated record. Gene Ontology annotation, biological process: negative regulation of macrophage activation; negative regulation of complement activation, alternative pathway; negative regulation of interleukin-2 production. The transcript is spliced from 7 exons. Gene Ontology annotation, molecular function: complement component C3b binding.